This is a messenger RNA of Lycium ferocissimum, 510 nucleotides long. Its product is annotated as heat stress transcription factor A-9-like. The record is from RefSeq and is a predicted model, not a curated record. Gene Ontology annotation, molecular function: DNA-binding transcription factor activity; RNA polymerase II cis-regulatory region sequence-specific DNA binding. The transcript is spliced from 2 exons. Gene Ontology annotation, cellular component: nucleus. The coding region runs from base 1 to 510 and encodes 169 amino acids. Gene Ontology annotation, biological process: regulation of transcription by RNA polymerase II. NCBI's taxonomy places the organism in Eukaryota, Viridiplantae, Streptophyta, Magnoliopsida, Solanales, Solanaceae.
AUGUCGAGCUUCAUUUAUCAGCUCAAUAACUAUAAGUUCAAGAAGAUUGGACUUCAAACAUGGGAAUAUGAAAAUUAUUGGUUUCAAGCGGAGAAAAAACACUUGCUGACUAACAUAAAGCGGCGAAGAAACAAAAGUCUAAAGAAAGAUUUUAAUCAAGAAACUUACUAUUAUUGGGUAGAGGAAGAGUUGAGGAGCCAGAGAGAUCUCAACGAUACGUUGAAGUUAGAAAUCAAGAAGCUGAAGGAGAGACAAGACGAUAUGACUAAUGGAAUCGCCUCUCUAAAGGAAUACUUGGAAAAUUCAGAGGCUGAGUCCAGGAAACUUCUUUGUUUCCUGGCCAAAAAAGUUAAGCAAGUUGCAAUCAAGCAUGGUAUGAAAUGUGGAGCAGAAGAUAAAAUAGAAAGUAGUAGCAAAAGCUCGGGGAAGACGAAGAUGGAUGAUUUUUCAUCUAUUAAACAAGUACACGUUAUCGCGCUGAAGCCUGAGAUUGAGAGGGGAAGUGGAUAA